Ceratina calcarata is the source of this 11416-nucleotide messenger RNA. RefSeq names its product laminin subunit alpha (gene LanA). NCBI's taxonomy places the organism in Eukaryota, Metazoa, Arthropoda, Insecta, Hymenoptera, Apidae. Gene Ontology annotation, molecular function: extracellular matrix structural constituent. The transcript has 20 exons. Gene Ontology annotation, biological process: animal organ morphogenesis; cell adhesion; tissue development. The record is from RefSeq and is a predicted model, not a curated record. Gene Ontology annotation, cellular component: basement membrane. The coding region runs from base 223 to 11220 and encodes 3665 amino acids.
CCGGCCUGUCAGUCUACACCGAGAAGCCGCUCAGGCACCAUCACCAUCUCUCUCGCCGCAUUCUCCCGAAGAGGGAACGAGAGCGAGAGGGAGACGAGGGAGAGAAAGAAACGAGAAAAGAGGGCCCGCGUCGAGUACCGAGGAUAGAGAGGACACGCUGCAACGAAGGACGAAUCGCUAAGAAGUGCCUCCGGUGGCGGGCCCGAUCUGUCCACCGUCAGGAUGUCGAGGUUGCUGCUGAUCGUUUCGCUGGCCAGCUUGCUGCUGGACCACCAAACGAGAAGCGAGAUCCUGACGCCGCCGUACUUCAACUUAGCCGAGGGCAAAGAGAUCAUCGCGUCGGCCACGUGUGGCGUCGACACCCCCGGCCCGGAACUUUACUGCAAGCUCGUCGGCGCGAACGCUGAUCAGCACGAGGAUAUUAAUCUGAUACAGGGUCAGGUAUGCGAUUAUUGCGAUCCGGAGAACCCGGAAAAGAGGCAUCCACCCGAGUAUGCGGUCGAUGGGAUGGAAACCUGGUGGCAGUCGCCGCCUUUAUCCAGGGGAAUGAAAUACAACGAGGUGAACCUGACGAUCAAUCUCGGGCAGGAAUUUCACGUAGCGUACGUUUAUGUAAAAAUGGCAAACUCUCCAAGGCCAGGGCUUUGGGUACUCGAGAAGUCGAAAGACUACGGGAAAACUUGGUCACCCUGGCAAUAUUUCUCCGAUACGGUAAACGAUUGCUUGACUUACUUCGGCGUGGACAGUCACAAACCCAUCACCAGGGACGACAGCGUAAUCUGUACCACGGAAUACUCUCAAAUCGUGCCGCUGGAAGGUGGCGAAAUACCCAUUUCGAUCUUGAACAAUCGUCCAUCCGCUAAGCACUACUUUAACUCCACCCUCUUACAAGAAUGGACAAGAGCGACAAACGUUCGCUUCCGUUUCUUACGAACGAAAAACUUGUUGGGACACUUAAUGUCUUUGGUACGAGAGGACCCUACGGUGACCAGAAGAUACUUUUACUCCAUCAAAGAUAUCAGUAUCGGUGGCAGGUGCAUGUGCAACGGCCACGCAGAUACGUGCGAUAUUCUGGACCCGAAGAUGCCGAAGAAACUCUUUUGCAGAUGCCAGCAUAACACUUGCGGGCCUCAGUGCGCGACUUGUUGCAGAGGGUUCGAGCAGAAGAAGUGGCGGCAGUCCACGGCGUUCAAAAAGUUCACUUGCGAACCUUGCAAUUGUUUUGGCCAUUCGGACGAGUGCGUGUACGACCCGGAGGUGGACGAGAAGCACUUGUCCCUGGACAUCCACGGCAACUACGAGGGCGGCGGUGUGUGCCAGAAUUGUCGCGAUAACACGGAGGGGAUCAACUGCAAUCGUUGUAAACCGAAGUUCUACAGGCCGCAUAAUAUGCCUCUCAACGCGACUGAUGUUUGUCAACCUUGCCAAUGCGACGUUCUUUAUUCAACCGGAAAUUGCGCCGACGCUACUGGCAAAUGCGAGUGUCGAAAAGAAUAUACCGCGCCAGAUUGUGACAGUUGCAGCUUCGGAUAUUACGGAUACCCGAACUGCAUUCCCUGCCAGUGUCAUAGAAACGGAACUAGCGGGGAUCACUGCGAAGCGAUCGACGGAUCUUGUCCUUGCAAAUCGAAUUACGCUGGCCAUUACUGCAAUCUGUGUGCUGAGGGCUACUACAAUUUUCCUGAAUGUUUACCUUGCCAAUGCAAUGCUUUGGGUUCCCUUGGGAAUAUAUGCGAAGUCGUUUCCGGAAAUUGCACUUGCGAAAACAAUUACGGUGGGAGAACAUGCGACAUUUGCGAAGAUGGUUAUUUCAACUAUCCUUACUGUACAUUCUGUAAUUGCGAUACGCGGGGAACCGUGCCUGGAGUUUGCGACAAGACGGACGGAUCUUGCCUCUGCAAGGAAGGAUACGGCGGUCCCAGAUGCGAUCAAUGUAUCAGUGGAUAUUAUGGAUAUCCGAACUGCAGGCCUUGCAAUUGCAGUUACAUAGGGUCGCCUUCGAUUAGCUGUGACGUAAUCGGAAAAUGCUCUUGUCUGGCCAAUUUCGCCGGAAAAACGUGCGAUCAGUGCAGUCCCGGUUAUUACAUGUAUCCGGAAUGCAUAGCCUGCAAUUGCGACAGCCAUGGAUCGAUCGGCGCUUCUUGCGAUUUAGAGGGCAAAUGCCAAUGUAGAGAAAAUUUCGACGGUGCCAGGUGCAACCAGUGUAAAGAAGGGUUUUACAACUUCCCUACCUGCGAGGGAUGCAAUUGUGAUCCGGCAGGUAUCGUGGAGACAUUCCAGGGAUGCGGUUCUUUACCAGCUGGUGAAUUGUGUCAAUGCAAGGAUCGUGUCGAGGGUAGGAUAUGCAACGAGUGUAAGCCGCUCUACUGGAAUUUGCAGCCGUAUAAUCCCCAGGGUUGUGAAGAGUGUCAGUGCAAUAUACCUGGUGUCAUCGGGAACAUCGGCGAAUGCGACACAAAGACCGGUCAGUGUAUUUGUAAACCGGGAGUAACCGAGAGAAACUGCAACCAGUGCAUAGACGGGACGUACAAUCUUCAAGAAAGCAACUUCUUCGGUUGCACAGAUUGCGCUUGCGACAUCGGUGGUUCCGUCAACCCUGUAUGCGACAAGCUAACGGGUCAGUGUCAAUGUCAGCCACGUAUUACGGGUCUCACGUGCAACGAGCCAUUGAAAGCUCACUAUUUCCCGACGCUGCAUCAAUUCCAAUACGAGGCGGAGGAUGGGAGGACGCCCAGCAACAAUCUCGUUCGUUACGGUUUUACCGAAGAACAUUUCCCCGGGUACAGUUGGAAGGGUUACGCGGUGUUCUCCGCCCUCCAGGAUGAAAUUAUUCUGAACGUGAACAUACAGAAAUCAUCCCUCUAUCGAAUGGUCUUGAGAUACGUGAACCCGAACAAUGAACCGAUCCUGGGCACGAUCACUAUCACGCCUGAGAACCCGUCCGAGGUGGAGCAAGUGUUUAAAGUAAAUUUCAAGCCGACCGUGAAGCCAUCGUUCGUUACUGUCGCAGGGCCUCAAGGUAAUCUCCCCUCGCCUAUGGUGAUGAACCCGGGCCACUGGUCCAUCAGCAUUGGCACUAAGAAGAGUCUUUUCCUCGACUAUUUCGUACUUCUUCCAUCCGAGUAUUACGAGGCAACCAUUCUGACUCAAGACGUGAACAUUCCUUGCGAGGUUGGUUAUAAAGGACUUUGCAGGCAUUACGGUUACCCGACUCUAACGAGGUUCGACUCCGUUCACGGAGCUGGCGGAUUCAUGAACGAGAACAACGCCAGAAUUCGUCUGACUGAAUAUUUCACUGAGAAAGACAUCUUGGAGGAAAUCGAUCGAGACGAAGUUCCAUUGAUUAACAAUAAACAGGAAGAGAUACAUUUUGAUCUAAGGAUCUCGAAACCAGGUCCUCACGUUCUACUAGUUACUUAUAUAACGCCUAAGGAUGAGGAUACCACGUCGACUCUUUUAAUCGAAGCCAAUACCGUUGGCAAAGGCAAAGCCACGCUUUAUCCAUGCAAAUACACCAGCGUUUGCAGACAAGUGGUGACCGAUAUGUAUGGAAGAGUAGCUACGAUGAACUUCCCUACGAAUUACAUCAGUUUGGUACUGACUGGUGAACCGACUUCGAACGUAGCUAUCGAUUCCGUCAUCGCAAUUCCUUACCACGAAUGGUCUCUCGAUUACGUGAAGCCGAAAUCAAUAUGCGUGAGGAAAGACGGAAAAUGCGUGAAGGGUCAGUUCCCGGGUGCAGCGGACGCUAAAAAGAUCGAGUUCGAAACCAGCAGCACAGUCCCCGAGGCAGAGAACAGACCAUACGGUAUCUUCGAUAACAAUACCAAAUUAAUCUACUUAGAUGAUAAGAACACGAUGGUGGAUAUUCACGCGAAGGUUGUUCAACCCGGAGACUAUACUUUCGUUGUUCAAUACUAUCAACCAGACUAUCCGGAAUACGAACUGGAUGUACUGGUCCAAAAUGGUAAAUUCUACGAAGCGAAGAUAUCCGUUCCCCAUUGUCCUAGCAAUAGUGGAUGCCGCAGCGUGGUAAAACAGGCCGACGGCGACAUUAGAUUCCAGCUGAUCGAGAACUUCAUGAUCACGUUCAAAGAAAACGCGGACAAGGGUAUCUGGUUAGACUAUAUGCUAGUAAUACCAACGGAUCAGUACAACGAGAAAAUCCUGAAGAAGAUCCAGUUCGACCAAACGAAGGAGUUCAUCAAGAAGUGUGGCUACAAUCAUUUCCACAUAAACGCAACCGAGGAAGGUUUCUGCCGCGACUCGAUAUUCUCUCUGACGGCUAAUUACAACAAUCGCGCCUUGCCUUGCAACUGCGAGCUCGACGGAACCAUAAGCUUCGAAUGCGAGAAAUUCGGCGGCCAAUGCCCAUGCAAGCCUAAUAUCAUCGGAAGGCGAUGCGAGAUCUGUAAAACGGGAUUCUACGGGUUCCCCAAUUGCAGACCUUGCAAUUGUCCCAGUACGGCACUUUGCGAACCGGACACAGGCGCCUGUAUUUGUCCUUCCAGAGUUACCGGUGAACGCUGCGACCAGUGCGAAGUUGGAACUUACGGAUUCCAUCCGAUCAUCGGCUGCGAAGAGUGCAAUUGUUCUCCUCUAGGCGUGAUCGACGGGGAUCUUCAAUGCGACCUGCAGAAUGGUAGCUGUAGGUGUAAAGAAAACGUCGUGGGAAGACAGUGUGACAAAUGUGAAGCCGGUUACUCGCAAUUCCCUCAUUGCGAGAGGUGCGACUGCGAUACCAGAGGAACCACUGCGAAUAUCUGCGAUCAGUACACAGCCGAGUGCUUCUGUAAGGAGAACGUACAGGGUCUUGCUUGCGACCUGUGUAAGGAGGGAACGUUCAAUAUUCAAGAGAGCAACGAGGAAGGUUGUACCAAGUGUUUCUGUUUCGGGAAGACCACCAGGUGCACGUCCGCGAGUUUAUACCGAACGUACGUGUCCGACUUGACUAACUGGGAGUUGGCUUUUUCCAACGAGAAGGGUGGAAAUAUGACGUAUCUGGCAACGAUCCCGCAAGAAUUUAACACCACGACUAUCGCGAUCGAUCUCACAGAGAACGAAACCUUCGAGAAUAUCGUUUAUUUCUCAGCACCAGAAACGUAUCUUGGAAAGAAAUUGACUUCCUAUGGAGGACUCUUGAGUUAUACCGUUUAUUAUACCACCGGACCAUUCGGUAGCGCCGUUAGUGCACCUGAUGUGAUUCUGCAGGGCGCGGAUACGAUACUUUUCUAUUACGCUGACGAACAACCACCGUCAUUCACCAACUUCCAAACCUCUGUGGAAUUAAUCGAAACGAACUUCUUGACCCAAAAUCGUCUUAGCGCCACCAGAGAACAGUUGAUGGUGGUUCUCGAGAAUCUCAGAGGAAUAUUCAUUCGAGCUAUGUAUUGGAAUCCUAGCAUAACUGCAUCGUUGUCGUACGUGACUUUGGACGUGACCACGGAAGCCUAUUCACCUCAAUAUAGUCUCGCUAGCAGUGUCGAACAGUGUCAAUGUCCGCCGAACUAUCAGGGACUCUCUUGCGAGGAAUGCGCGCCAGGGUAUUACAGAGUGGAGUCGGGACCUCAUGGAGGCUACUGCGUACGCUGUGAGUGCAAUGGUCAUUCUGAUAUUUGCGAUGUCGACACUGGAAUAUGCCUGGAUUGCAGAAAUGGCACGAGGGGAGACCACUGCGAGUUUUGCGAAGACGGAUACUACGGUAACGCUACCGGAGGAACUCCCACGGAUUGCUUGAUCUGCGCUUGCCCCUUGCCUAUCACGACCAACAACUUCGCCCUCGGAUGCGAAGUUAACGAAGAAGGUAACAAGAUCAGCUGCGACUGUAUUCCCGGUUACUACGGCGCCCGUUGCGAGGUCUGCGCUUCCGGUUUUUACGGGAACCCCGAGAUCUACGGCGAGUUCUGCAGGCCCUGCGAGUGUUCCGGCAAUAUCGACACGAACCAAGUCGGCUCCUGCGAUUCCAGGACUGGAGAGUGUUUGCAGUGUCUGAACAACACCUACGGGGAAGCUUGCAAUCUAUGCAAGCCAGGUUUCUUCGGCGACGCCGUCCAGAAGAAGGACUGUCGGAGCUGUUUGUGCGAGGAGUGCGGAUUGGAGCACUGCGACAGCUACACGGGCCAAUGUUUCUGCCGCGAGAACGUGGUCGGUGAUCGAUGCGAUCGUUGCGCGGACGAUCACUACGGGUAUGAAACCUGCGACGGUUGUAAACCGUGCGAUUGCGGAAUCGCGUCCGAGAGCAGACAAUGCGACGACGCUACCGGUCAGUGCAAAUGCAAGCCGGGCGUCACUGGACGCAAAUGCGACCAGUGUAUCCCCGGUUAUUGGAAUUACGGACCGGAUGGUUGCACAUCUUGCGAGUGCAACACCGGGUACUCGGUCGGGGUUUCUUGUAAUACAACUACCGGCCAGUGCAGCUGCUUGCCGGGCGUCAUAGGAGAAAAAUGCGACCACUGCCCGUAUAGGAACGUGUUCAUCAGUGCUCAGGGCUGCUUCCCCUGUGAUUCUUGUACAGGAAAUCUAUUAGACGUCACAGACGAGUUGUCGAACUUGUUGGAACCCGUUUUUAAGGAUUUCGACACCGUGGCUGAAAGCUACUUCACCAAUCAAAGACUGAAAUUCAUCAACGACACAGUGAACGAUUUGUAUCCUGAGGUGAAAUUAUUGGAUCCCAGCAGAGUGAACUUUUUACCGCUGCAGCAGGAAGUGGUUAGACUGGAGAUCGAAAUGUCGAAUCAGAAACGUGGAAUCGAUUACACCGCUGAGGACAGCAUUAAAUGGAAACAUGCUGCGGAGAACACCUUGAAAGACAUGAAUCUCUUAGACGCGGACGUGCUUAACGAGAUAGACUUGGUCAGAUCGAUAGUCUCGGAAGUAGAGUCUUUAGUGUCAAACAUUGAGUUCGGUACCGGCGCGAGAUUGGAUAAUGCGUUAGAAGAGGCCGCGAAUAUACUCCAGAAGAUCCAAGAAGUGUCGUUCGUCGCCUUCCGGGACGACGCAACCGAUCAAGCGGAUCAAGCCAAUAUUCUCGUAUCAGAGAUGCACGAGUACAACGUGCCGAUCAACAAUGUAUCCUCUAUAGCAGACAAUCUCAGCAGCAAGAUUAAAAACGUGACCACUAAGAUCGACGACCUUCUGGAUAUCACGUGGAAGGCGCAGGAAUUAGCUAGCUUGGUCGACAGAUUGAAUCAGGAAAACAGAAUCGCGGCGGACACAGGAAACUUCGACAUGUUGAAAAACGCCACUGCGGAAGCCAAAGAGGAUUUAAUGGCCGGGGAACAGUUAAACAAAAACGCCAGUCAAUAUCUGGACGAGGCGAAUCGCAAUGUGGAAUUAUUGCGUGGAAAUGAAAUAAAUGAUCAAACGGAAACAUUGAGCAAAACGAUUCUAGAGAACGAUGACAUGCUACUGGAGAUCGUGCAGACGGAGCAGAGCGCGCGUGACCAUGCUGAUUAUCUUCACAACCGAUCCUUAGAUUUAGAUAGCCUUUUAACCGACACUAGGAACACAGACGCUGUGAAAGCAGUCUCCGCUUAUAGAAAUAUCGGUACUGCCAUCGAAGCUGCGAGCAAAGCUGCAAGCGAAGCCGUUGAUGCCGCGAAUAAUGCCACGCUCCUCUCGGACGGCAUCGAGCAAAGAAUGAUAAACUCGCACAACUCGUCUAUGCAUCUGCUAGAAUCGGCGAGAAACACUCUGGCAAAAACGAAGGGAAAACCGGAAGAAGAUUUGAGCGAUGCUCGCGUCGAGGCUUCGUUCAUUUCCGAGCAGAACAAACAAAGCAAAGAUAUUUUGGAUUACAUUGACAAAAUACUUGCCAACAUUCAGUCGCCUUCUUCGACGAUGACUCAGGAAGCUAUGAAUCAGAUCGUAGACGUGGAGAAGAACAUUAGAGGUUCGAUUAACAACAUGAACGGUAUCGUUGAUAAUAUCCCGGAGGAACUGAAGGAGGCGAAGCAAUUGUCGAAGGACAUCUCAGAGACUACUCGCGAUAUAUCGCAAGCGAAGAAGCAGCUCGAUAUUAUCGACAAGUACCUUCCGAGCAUCGCUGAUUUAUUGGACGGGUUGAAUGUAAAUCAGAAGUCGAUUGAAACCAAUGGGAACGAUCUGCAUGAGAAAAUCGAAGUGUUGAAAACUAAAAUCGCAAAUGCCAGAGAAUUGGCUGAUCGUUUCAAAGUCGGAUUAACUUUCUACAGGAACACCACCCUCGAGCUAAAGAAUCCCGAGAAUCUUCCUUUAUUAGCUACCGCGACGAAGAUAUCUUUGUACUUCAGAACGAAUAGCACCAACGGUUUUCUCCUCUAUCUCGGAAACGAGGAUAAUGCCAAACUGUCGCGAUCGAAGACGCACGAUUUCAUGGCUUUGAUGAUCGAGGGUGGUUACCCAGUGUUGAUUCUCGACUUUGGGUCAGGACCCGAGAAGAUUAUCAGUAAUAAAUUUGUGUCUGAUGAUGUCUGGCGACAGAUAAUCGUGGACAGGACAGGGAAGAACGUGAAACUGCUCGUCCGCGAGGAUAUUGGUGAAGGCAAUUACCGGUUGUACGAAAAGGGACACGUGCUACCCGGUUCGUACUCGAUAUUCAACGUGGACCCGGAACACUCGAAGUUAUUCGUCGGUGGUUAUCCGCCAUCGUUUAAUAUGCAGAGCGCCGUGACGGCGUCGUCCUUCGAAGGUGAGAUGGAGGAGCUCGUGAUAGGAGAAGACACACCGGUCUCGUUCUGGAACUUCAUUGAUGGGGAAAAUAAUCAAAAACCAGCCGAAGAGAGAGACAAACUGAUCAACUUGCAACCCAGCACUGGUUACAGGUUCGACAAACAUGGAUACGCUAUUUUGAGUAAAAAGGAUUUCCAAAUCUCCCCGGACAGUAAGAAGUUCGGCAUUAAGUUGAACUUGAAGACUUUCGCGGAGGAUGGAUUGAUCUACUUGAUGGGCAAGGGCAAACAGUUCCUGUCUUUGGAGAUGAAGAACGGUCACGUUCUUUAUCAGUACGACCUUGGAGGCGGAGAAGUUAAUUUAAGAUCCGUGCGGAAAUAUAACGACGGAAAUUGGCACGAUGUGGAAGCCCUCAGAUUCGAAAAAGACGGUGUUCUCAAAGUAGACGGAGUGGACGUGGUGAAGAGCAAAGCUCAAGGAAAUACCAAGCUCUUGGUAUCCUCGGACAACAUUUACUUCGGAGGAUAUCCACCGAACGCUAAACACCCUUACGUAUCUGUGACCAACAACGGCUUCGAGGGUUGCAUCGACAACGUAGCUAUUUUGGAUACUAUAAUUGAUCUAACUCGUAAUAUCCAAGCGUUCGGUGUUAUUCCUGGCUGUCCAGUGCGGUUUGCCAGUUUGGUAUCUUUCGAGGAGAAUGCGCCUGGCUACGUGAGGUGGCAAAACAUCUCCGUAGAGGACGUUCUCCAAGUAAACUUGAAGUUCAGAACUCUGGCGAACGACGGCCUGAUCUUUUACGUGACCGAUCACGAGAAAGGCGUGGUCAGCUAUCUGUCGCUGAUCGACGGCGUUCUCGUGUUCAACAGCCAGGGCGAGGAAUUGCGAACGAGCUCCGCGGGUAUUAAAUUCAACGACAACGAGUGGCACGUAAUCACGGCUACGCACUCGCGCGAAUCCCUGAAACUCGACAUCGACGACACCAAGAAUUAUAAUUCUGAUCGAGAACCGCCAGUAUUAAACAUACCAUAUGGUAGCCUGUAUAUCGGUGGUUUACCUGCCGCUUUCGGCAUCCCUCAAACUGGCGCUAUGACGCCGUUCGUAGGCUGUGUCGGAGACGCGACUUUGAACGGAGUCAUCAUUAAUUUCGCGAAUACGACCGAGCGGCCUCACGCUCUUCUCGGAAAGUGCAAGCUCGGAGACUCGUCGUCUAUACCGUCUGUACCUGAGCCAGAACCGGACAUCCCACCGCCUCUGUUGCCAACGGAAAGUCCGGACGAUAACAUCGAAGUGUCUACGCAGAACAAUGUGAUCGAUUUGGAUGGAGAGAAAGAUGUCGACGAAGAGGAGCCUACUAUCGAGGGUCGCGGUAACUACCAUGAAGAGAUUACGACCACUGAAGCGACGACUUCUACUCAAAGAACGACACCCUUGUACAUUGAUCAAUGCCGAUUGCCAUAUUACCCGGCUGACGACCCUGAUCAAGAUAAUACUUGGAGAUUCGGCACCAAAAGUAACAGUAGAUUAGAGUACAAGACAGUGAACGGUAGAUACAGGAACAAUUACGACUUCCAGAUUGAUAUUAAGACUACGGCCGAAAAGGGUAUUAUAUUUUACACGACGGACCUUGCCAAUCAAAGCCUAAUCGCUGUAUACGUCAACGACGGAAAGCUUCAUUAUAAAUUCGAUUGCGGAAGUGGACCUGCGCUAUUGGUGAGUAGAACGGAGAUAAAUGACGACGACUGGCAUAUCGCGAUAUUCAAAAGGAAAGGAAACUACGGAGAGCUAAUUGUCGACGAAGAUGAUGCAGUAACCGGAUUUUCUCAAGGGCUGAUGGAGACUAUGAACGUUAGUCCACCGUUCUACGUCGGAGGAGUACCACAAGACAUGUCCAGCAAAGUACUCAGUAUGAUUGAAACGAAUCAGACUUUCAAUGGAUGUUUAGGAAACUUUAUGGUGAAUGGACAACCGGUUGGUGAACCAUCGAUCAAUGUAGGCGUGAUACAAUGCUCGAAACAGGUCGAGCCAGGAUUAUUCUUCUAUCCUGGUAAUGGUAGCAAUUGGUUCAGAGCAGUGGACAGAUUUACGGUCGGGAAAACGAUCGAUAUUCAAAUGGACAUCAAACCACGCACGACUUCUGGUCAUUUGCUAUCCGUACAUGGAAAGCGAGAUUUCUUGGUCUUGGAAAUGAUCAACGGAACUGUGAAGUUCCUCGUAAAAACAUUGAAGGGCUCGAUAGAGACUUCGUUCGAACCGACAGACCCGAACUCUUUGUGCGAUGGCAACUGGCACAAUAUUCGAGCUGUCAAGCAGAAGAAUGCGGUACUGUUAUCGGUGGACCACAAAGCAGCCGCACCGGGUAUCGGUGGUAAAAGCGUGUCUGGUGUCCUCUCGAAGCAUCCGAUCUACAUCGGUGGCCAUCCGAUGCUUGGGAAGAGGUUACGCGGAAGCACAUCGCAGGCACAAUAUGUAGGGUGCAUCACAAACAUUCACAUUAACAUGAGGCCCAUCAAUCUGGGCCCCGAACGCGCUUACGGACGCGUCGUCACUGGCGUGUGUCCGACAAUAUAAGAAAUCUCCGACAACGUAAUAUCAAAACGUCUUCCAAUUAAUUUCUGGUUAAUAAAGAAACGAUGACUCUCGGAUACAGGAUUACGCGAUUCCUGUUAAUAUUUCUUUCAUAAAAUUGUAUAUCUUAGUUAUAUUUUAAGUGAUCUAAAAAAUAGCUUGUUGGUUGAGAAUAAAAUUGGAAUCGUCACGUAUUAAA